Molecule: messenger RNA, 1581 nt
Organism: Lepidothrix coronata (blue-crowned manakin)
Lineage: Eukaryota; Metazoa; Chordata; Aves; Passeriformes; Pipridae
Gene: LCMT1
Product: leucine carboxyl methyltransferase 1
Exons: 11
Coding region: 30-998 (322 amino acids)
Biological process (GO): C-terminal protein methylation
Cellular component (GO): cytosol
Molecular function (GO): protein C-terminal leucine carboxyl O-methyltransferase activity
Source: RefSeq, a predicted model, not a curated record
GGUGGCAGCGGCCGGGCCCCGCGCGCUCCAUGGCGGCCGCCGGCGGCCCCGACGAGGCGGACGAGGCGGUUCGCGGCACCUGCGAGGACGCGUCUGUCUGCAAACGGUUUGCUGUCAGUGUUGGCUACUGGAAGGACCCUUACAUCCAGUAUUUUGUGAGACAAGCCAAGGAAAGGAAAGCACCUGAGAUCAAUAGAGGUUAUUAUGCUCGUGUUCACGGAGUCAGUUAUCUGAUUAAAGCUUUUCUAAAGAAGACAGAAUGCAACUGUCAAAUUGUUAACCUUGGGGCUGGCAUGGACACCCUGUUCUGGAGACUGAAGGAUGAAAAUCUUCUCCCUAGAAAAUAUUUUGAAGUGGAUUUUCCAAUGAUCGUUGCAAGAAAAAUACAUAAUAUCAAAUCAAAACCUCCCCUGUCAAAACCAAUUAUGGAAUCCCAUUCAGGGGACUCUCUUCUAAUAGAUUCCCACAGCCUUGACUCCAGUCGAUAUUCCAUUGUAGGAGCAGAUCUCCGCUUCUCCUCAGAUCUGGAGGAAAAGCUAAAGAAACACAACUUGGAUAAGCAUUUGCCAACACUGCUGGUGGCAGAGUGUGUGCUGGUUUACAUGACCCCCCAGCAGUCUGCAAACCUGCUCAAGUGGGCAGCAAGCACCUUUCCCGUGGCCAUGUUUAUCAAUUAUGAGCAGGUGAACAUGACGGACCGGUUCGGGCAGAUCAUGAUCGAGAACCUGCAGAGGAGACAGUGCAACCUGGCUGGGGUGGAGGUCUGCAGGUCCUUGGACUCCCAGAGGGAGCGGCUGCUGGCCAGCGGCUGGGACACCGCACGGGCCAUCGACAUGAUGAAGGUGUACAGCUUCCUGCCACAGGCUGAUGUCAAAAGAAUAGAAGCACUUGAAUUCCUGGAUGAAAAGGAGCUGUUUGAACAACUAAUGCAGCACUACUGCAUCUGCUGGGCUUCAAAGGACAGCAGCAACCUGGGUCUGGCAAGCAUCGACUUUUGAGAGUCUGGCUGGAGGGAAGAGAGCCCAGGAGCCCCAGUGACUGCCUUGGCUUGGGCCAGGAUCCAGAAAUAUGGACUUUGCAUGUGCCAACCCCAGUCUGUGUCCCUGUGACGGUGCUGGGAACUGUCCUGGUGGCUUUGGGUGGUUUUGAGGAAUAUUCUUUGUGAGCAGUUGUUAUGAGGCAGGACUUGCCUUCCGUUCCCAGAUGUCUAAUGAUGGACUUUCACAAGGUGUCAGUGAUUCCUGUCUAAAGCUUGCCUUCCGUAGUUUAAAGCUGAAAGUGUUCUUGGGUUCUUUGGUUUUCCUCCUUUGUCUUUUUGUGGAUGUGUAACAUGUGUUUGUGACAGGAAGGUGGGAGAGCAACGCUGGAGAGCUGCAGCACUGGGUACCUGCACUGUGCAUGGCUGAUCAGGAAGGUGCAAUUUGGUUCAUUUUCAUUCUCUUCAGGUCUAAUUUUGGUGAGGUGUCACCGUGUUGGCCUCUCCAGGCUUCACUGUUGCACAAGGCUGUCACUGUGCUGGGUGUUCUUGUAGGGGAAGGGUAAAGGAGAAGGGGAGCCCUGAAUUUGUUCAGUGGUGUACAA